GGUGCAUCAGCCCAAACACUACUCUUCUGCCAGCAUUUUUCUCCCUCCCCGUCCGGAAACGCUCUACUUUCCAGUCGUUAUAAUCUCCAAUUAUGGAUCACCGGUCUAAGCUCAAACUUGAGGCCGCUGCUGCAUGGAGCGGCGUGGUCUUUAUUGUGUUCUACCCCAUCUUCUGGCUCAUCAUCGGAAAGAUGCACCCUCCGGUUCCGUACAGUAUGUCGCCGGAAGAUAUGAAGGACUACUACCUGUCCCACCGUGAUGGGAUCAUGUAUGGCAUGGUCUUCUCCGCCGUGGUCGGUGGGACCUGGCUCCCCUUCACGGCUCAGCUGGCCGUCACCCUCCGCCGUAUAGAGGGCGAGGGUGCAGUCUUCACCCUCAUCUCCAUCCUGGGAGGUGUGCUCACCGCCUGGGCCCUUAUCUUCACCCCCGUCACCUGGAUGAUGCCUGCUAUGCGCCCUGACGCCGACGCUCAAAUCAUCCGCGCCUUCCAUGACUACGCCUAUCUCCUCUUCAAGGGAACAUUCGUGAUUUCGACGCUACAGGCCGUAGCUCACGGUGUCGUCGGCCUGCUCGACCGUUCCCCCCGUAAGGUCUUCCCUGCCUGGUCCUGCUGGGUCGCCAUUGCUGCCGGUAUCGGCUUUGCUGUUGCCGGCCCAACCCCCUUUAUCGAAUCCGGACCUUUCGCUCUCGACGGUUGGUUCGCUGGAUGGCUCCCGGGCACCGGAUUUUUUAUUUGGACAGCUGUAACUACUUACUACCUCAUCCUCGACGUCAACCAGCGACAGAAGGGAGUUGUCCUGGAGUGAGUAACUUCUGUGGCACAAACACCCGACUGCGAAAUACUGAGCACCAUGGUAGUGAAUCCACGGACUUGCCAUGAGCCCAGGUUCAAGAGUACGCACAGCAGUUCGGCUAUGGUCCCAGGGACAAACAACAAACCUCCAGAACGCGGCGAUCGCAAUUGGUUAUUAGGAAUAUAACAGGUUAGGAAAUGCAUAUUUCUUUAACAAAAUAGUAACCUUCCUUGGAGGAGAUAGACGAAACUUAGCUUAAACCUAUACUUAAAUCCCA
This is a messenger RNA of Ilyonectria robusta, 1071 nucleotides long. RefSeq lists its product as uncharacterized. The transcript has a single exon. The record is from RefSeq and is a predicted model, not a curated record. NCBI's taxonomy places the organism in Eukaryota, Fungi, Ascomycota, Sordariomycetes, Hypocreales, Nectriaceae. The coding region runs from base 93 to 806 and encodes 237 amino acids.